AUGGAUUUUCUUCUGGGUUUUUGCUUAGUCCUGUCCUUCAUUAUUCUCUACAUGCUAUGGAUAGUGUUAUAUUCAUGCUUGAUUCUGCCCAACCAGGUUUAUCAGAAGAUUAGGAAAAAUGGAUUUGGGGGUCCAAAUCCAAGCUUUCCAUUGGGAAAUCUCAGUGAUAUGAGAAAGAAAAACACCUCUUCUACAGAUUCUUCCUCUUUAAUCUCUUCAGAAAUCUCCCAUGAUAUCCACUCAACCGUCUUUCCCUACUUUGCCAAGUGGCAGAAAUUGCAUGGGAAGGUGUUUAUGUACUGGCUGGGAACGGAGCCGUUUCUUUACAUUGCGGAUCCUGAAUUCUUGAAGGAGAUGUCAACAGGGGUUAUGGGGAAAAGCUGGGGAAAGCCCGCUGUGUUUAAGAAUGACAGGGAACCCAUGUUUGGCAAUGGUUUGGUUAUGGUUGAAGGUGAAGAAUGGGUUCGUCACAGACAUAUCAUCACUCCAGCUUUCUCUCCUGCCAACCUCAAGGCUAUGUCCACCUUAAUGAUCGAGUCCACGACAAAAAUGCUAGACCGAUGGACUGCGAUCAUCCGCUCCGGCAACCCGGAAAUCGACUUUGAGCGAGAGAUCACGCGGACGGCGGGAGAAAUCAUAGCGAAGACGAGCUUCGGCGUGAGCUACGAGAACGGACGAGAAGUGUUUGAUAAACUGGGAGCCAUGCAGCUCACUCUCUUCAAAUCGAACCGCUACGUCGGCGUCCCUUUCAGCAAGUUCAUGUGCCCCAAACAAACCCUAGAAGCCAGAAAACUUGGCAAAGAGAUAGAUUCUCUUCUGCUUUCGAUCAUCAUGGCGAGAAAAAAAUCAAUGGAUACGAGUCCACAGAAGGACUUGCUGGGUCUCUUGCUGGUGGAGAAUCACGCCAAUGGAGGGCUGGGAAAGACUUUGACGACCCGGCAGCUCAUAGACGAGUGCAAGACUUUCUUCUUCGCCGGCCACGAGACGACGGCACUGGCGCUGACGUGGACGCUACUGCUUCUGGCUCUGCACCCGGAGUGGCAGGAACGGCUCCGGCGAGAGAUCCGGGAGGUGAUCGGAGAUGGAGAGGUGGAUGCCACCAUGCUUGCUGGCCUAAAGAAGAUGGGGUGGGUGAUGAACGAAGUUCUCCGGCUAUACCCGCCGGCGCCGAACGUGCACCGGAAGGCCACAGAGGACAUCAGAGUGGACGGCGUGGUUGUCCCCAACGGAACCAACAUGUGGAUCGACGUCGUAUCCAUGCACCACGACGCCGCCCUGUGGGGCUCCGACGUCAACGACUUCCGGCCGGAGAGGUUCAGCGACGACCACCUCUACGGAGGCUGCCACCACAAGAUGGGGUUUCUGCCAUUUGGGUUCGGUGGAAGAAUGUGCAUCGGGAGGAACCUGAUGAUGAUGGAGUACAAGAUCGUGCUAACCCUAAUGCUGAGGUGUUUUUCGUUUUCGGUGGCCGCCAGCUACCGCCACUUCCCGUCGCACUUGCUGUCCCUCCGGCCGGCGUACGGGCUGCCCCUCGUAGUUCGGCCUCUUGAAGAUUGACAGUUGACUGUAUCGAUUUACGACCAA
Molecule: messenger RNA, 1584 nt
Organism: Diospyros lotus (date-plum)
Lineage: Eukaryota; Viridiplantae; Streptophyta; Magnoliopsida; Ericales; Ebenaceae
Product: cytokinin hydroxylase-like
Exons: 4
Coding region: 1-1557 (518 amino acids)
Molecular function (GO): monooxygenase activity; iron ion binding; heme binding
Source: RefSeq, a predicted model, not a curated record